AUGCAGCUAUCGCCGACGGAAUCCGCAAGGAGGUCAUGGGCAAGCGUCCAACCUUCCUGCGUGAAGCCAGCGGCGGCAUUGGCACCCUGGGCUUUGACAAUACGAACAGCAGCAGGUGCGAGAUCGACGGCGCUGAGGAUUGCUGGGGACGAGGGGGACACGGAGGUGGCGGUGGGGAUGCCGAAGCCGCCGGUUGAGCCUACGCAAGAGAAGAACAACCUGCCGUUUUUCCUGGAUCCCAGCACGAGGGGAGGAGCUGUCGUGGUGCCCACGUUGUCUCUAUUGCUGCCGCUGGGGGCAUAUGGGGCGCUGACGGCUGUUGGGGUGGACGGAUCCAAAGCAGGGGCAUGGGUGGGUGUGGGAUACACGCUGAUCGGCCUCAUCGCCUGGGUGGGCUCGUACUUUUUCCGAGUCGCGACGAAGAACAUGACGUACGCUGUCCAGUUGAAGAACUACGAGCAGGCGGUGAUCGAGAAGCGCUUCAGCGAGCUGGAAGAGGAAGAGGUCGAUGCGUUGCUGGACGAAGUAAACGAAUAAUGAAUCGAUGGGUUGCCCAUGAGCCGUACAAGUUUCGUUGGCGAUGGGUCUGAAUUUACGAAGUAGGCUGUAGGUGAAGCGGGACGGAGGAGUGAGGGCGCGACGCGAAUGUGGUGAUCUCCGCACGUUCCCGCUGUUACCGUGAAUUGUGCUGCGACUUGCUCGGAAUCGCUCACGAUGGAACGAUAUUUUUUUUGGAGCAGGUCCCGAAUCCUCUUCUCACAUCACUCCCUGCUUCUCCGACACAUCUCUACAAAUGUGUUCCAGAACGCCAACUUGACGCUCGUGAAUAGAGCCAGACUUUGCGAUACGUCGGCCGUGCUUAUCACUUCGGUGCUGCUCGAUAUAUUCCAAGCCCGUGGAUAGCCUUGGAUAUGUCUCCAAGCGCCUAGAAGUAACGGGGCAUGGUGCAGAAAAGAAAUGUGGAAUCACGCUGGGGGGGGCAACUCUUUCAUAGUGAAGCAGCUGCAGCAUCAGAAUAGAUGUUAAGCUUGUAAAUGUGCAUGUGCCAUUCGUGAGGAGCGUUUGCGCAAGCGACAGGGAGAAACAAAACAACGACGACGAUGGUGCCACCCCUGGAUCCUUCCCACCGGACGGCAACGGGCGCUGCUGUGUGUCCGAGGAAGGCGAGGGUAUCUACUGGACAGCACCGUUCCGCGAACACUUUGAGGAUUCACCUCCGUGGGACUCCCCAAUUGCAAAUUCAGGUCUCAUUCUGCAGUAACCGCGGAAAAGGGCACUAAUGAAUCAUGUCAUGUGAAGUGACAAGAAUUUUCAAAUCGU
This is a messenger RNA of Ectocarpus siliculosus, 1320 nucleotides long. The record is from the annotation of a GenBank genome assembly. Lineage: Eukaryota; Phaeophyceae; Ectocarpales; Ectocarpaceae.